This is a messenger RNA of Penicillium manginii, 1521 nucleotides long. RefSeq lists its product as uncharacterized. Gene Ontology annotation, cellular component: membrane. Bases 1 to 1521 code for a protein of 506 amino acids. The record is from RefSeq and is a predicted model, not a curated record. Gene Ontology annotation, biological process: transmembrane transport. Gene Ontology annotation, molecular function: transmembrane transporter activity. NCBI's taxonomy places the organism in Eukaryota, Fungi, Ascomycota, Eurotiomycetes, Eurotiales, Aspergillaceae. The transcript is spliced from 12 exons.
AUGGGUGUCCCAGAGAUUAAUGCUGCCGCACCAGAAGCCAAGGCCUCCGAUGGUCGCGCUGCUGUGAUCAAGGUGCAAAAUGAAGACGAAUUGCGUCUGGCUCAGAUGGGCCAUAAACAGGAAUUGAAACGCCAUUUCUCGGUUUGGAGCUUGAUCGGCUUGGCUGCAAACUGCACAAUUUCUUGGACAGGUCUGGGAUUGGGUUUAAUCACAGCGAUCAACGCCGGCGGACCUGGUGCACUUAUCUACGGAUUUAUUCUUGUCUUCAUACUGCAAUCAUUUGUCGGGGCCUCGCUCGCUGAAUUCGUCUCGGCAUACCCGACCGAGGAGGAAUGGAUUUUUACGACCGCGUCAACGAAUUUGAUUUAUGCUACGACUGUCAUGGCAUUGAUUGCACUAUAUCACGAGGAUUUGGUCAUUCAACCCUGGAUGACCUUUGUCGCGUACCAGAUUCUGAACAUAUUUACAUCUGGAAUUGUGAUGUUCGGGAACAGAUUCAUUCCGAUGAUCAAUAAAUUUUCUUUGGUUUACCUCCAGCUUGCAUGGUUUAUCACAAUGGUCACGGUAGCAGCCGCGGCUCCGACCCAUAAUGAUAGCAAGUUCGUAUUUAGAACUUGGAUCAAUAACACCGGAUGGGAAAAUAAUGCUAUGUGCUUCAUCACUGGAUUGGUCAAUCCCUUGUACUCCUUGGGAGGACUGGACGGAAUAUCACAUAUCACUGAGGAAAUGCCCAAUCCUGGAAGAAAUGCCCCUCUUGGACUUGCUAUUACCCUCUCAAUCGCAUUCGUGACCGGUGUCUCCUACUUGCUCAGCCUGAUGUUCUCUGUUCAAAACUACAACUCCCUGGCCGAUACGCCAACCGGCCUUCCCUUGGCUGAGAUCUUCUGGCAAGCAACGUCAACCAAGGGCGGUGCCUUUGGUCUCAUUUUUAUGAUCUGGAUCGCCCUCGGCCCCUGCGUGAUUGGAUCUCAACUGAGCACCGGACGCGUUUUCUGGGCCUUUGCUCGGGACGAAGGUCUUCCUUUAUCGAGAGUUUGGGCGCGCGUCCAUCCCCGACUGGGCUCUCCGCUGAAUGCCCAGCUCUGCGUGGGUGUCAUUAUCGCUCUCCUUGGCUGCAUUUACUUGGGAUCCACGACAGCAUUUAACUCGAUGAUGAGUUCCGCAGUAACCGUCAACAACCUCGCCUACCUGGUUCCGAUUGUAACAAACGUUCUUCUGCGCCGCAAAACGAUGCAUGCAGGCCCAUUCCACAUGAGCCAAACCGUGGGAAUGAGCGUAAAUAUCAUUUCCGCGAUGUGGCUUAUCUUUGCGAUCGUAUUCUUCUCUUUCCCCUUCGAGAUGCCAGCGACAGUCUCGAAUAUGAACUACACGUGUGUUGUCGUUGGCGGGUUCCUCAUCCUGGAACUGUGCUGGUGGUUGAUUGCGGGCAAGAAAUACUCCCAAACAGUCCAGCGCGCCCGCGAGGAGGAACACAAUGCUGCUAUGAUUGUCGAAUCAUCAAGCACGGAUUCUGGGCCGUAA